This is a messenger RNA of Symbiodinium natans, 867 nucleotides long. The record is from the annotation of a GenBank genome assembly. Lineage: Eukaryota; Dinophyceae; Suessiales; Symbiodiniaceae.
AUGGACUGGCAGCGAUGCAAAAGCUCAGGGUUGCCUGCGCUGCUGGCCGUUCCGGCCAUGCUGUGGCUCGCUGUCUGCUGCAACGUGCUCCAGGUGCUUUGCCUGAUCCUUUGGGUGGCGGGACUCCGCAAGGAGUACACGCAGGCGAUACGAUUAAUCGUCGAGGUCAUGCACAGGCCUUUCCUCUACUUGAUGCAGUAUGCUGGUAGCAGGGUAUACAUCUACGGCGAGGGUGAUGUCAAGGCAGAUAUCCUGCAGAGUUUGGGCUACAAUCAGUCCUUGAUCUUCUCCAACCAUCGCGGAGACUUAGACUGGCUGAUUGGCCUGAUGGUGGAGGACAACGGCGGAGGUCUAGGCUGCUGCAAGGCCAUCGUGAAGCAGGAGCUCGUUUUCUUGCCUCUUUUUGGCUUUGCCUGGUGGUCAGCGGACUUCAUCUGCAUCAACAGGAAUUGGCAGUCCGAUCGACGAAAGCUGGACGCAGGCUUUGUGCCUAUGCAAGUGUCGGUAUACAAACGUGCAGCCGUGUAUGCCGUCCGCUUUUUGUGCUGGGAGAUGUUGGGAUUGGGAUGGCUGGCUGAGGUUAUCAGCGACAGCACGAAUACCGAAAAUGGGCCUCUUUCUGAGUUGACGUACGUGCAUGUGGCGUGCAUGUGGGUGCGAGCUGGCAUCAUGCUGGUUGGAGCAGAGCAUCAUCGCCAGAACAUGUGCUCUUCUGACCAGGCCAUCCCCUACACACUCACCAUCUUUCCCGAGGGCACUCGGCUAACGCCGGAGAAGCUGCGUGAUAGCCAGGACCGAGGCGGUGCAAGCACGGCUGCAAUUGCCAGUAGUGUGUGGAUGCAGGAGGAUGUUAUACUACAUGUUUGA